UCUCCUUCUCCACACUAACCAGUGACCACCCAUCUCCACCUCUGCCUGCAAAACCCUUUCCCCCUAGUCGCCGGAGCUGCUCUGAACAUAAUAUAAUAUGGACCCGAAGCUUCAUGAGGCAUGUGUACGAGGUGACGUCCCUGCUUUCCUGGAUUUGAUUAAAGAAGAUGACCAGGAACUCAUCAAGCAAACCACCUUAAGAACAUUUAAUUCCGUCUUACACAUCGCAGCAAAAUUUGGGCACCUUGACUUGGCAACUGAGAUAGUCAAGCUUCUGCCGGAGAUGGUGUUGAAGGUGAACGAGAAGAUGGAAACUCCAUUGCACGAAGCAUGUAGAGAAGGGCAUGUGGAGUUGAUGAAGCUCUUGUUGGGAACCGACCCUCGAGUUGCUUAUAAGCUCAACCUUCACAACGAGAGUGCUCUCUUUGUAGCCUGUGGUCGUGGCCAGUUCCGCGUAGUGAAGCUCCUGCUGCGUCACCAUUUAUGGCUGCUCAUGUUGGAGGAUGAGAAUCUCACUACUUCCCUUCAUGUCGCCACAUCUGGAGGCCAUUUUGAUAUUGUCAAGGAAAUACUGAAAGCCCGACCAGACAUGGCAUGGAGAAAGGACAUUCAUGGAUGCUCUCCCUUGCACCUGGCCUGCGGCAAAGGGCACUUGGGGAUAACGAGGGAGCUUCUAAGGUUAGAUCCAGACCUGUGUUCCUUACAAGACAAGGAAGGAAAGGCGCCACUUCAUUCAGCAGCAAUCAAAGGGAGGGUCAAUAUCCUUGACGAAAUCCUCUCCACAAGCCUCGCUUCUGCCGAGAUAGUGACCCUACAAGGAGAGACGGUUCUACAUCUCGCCGUUAAGAACAACCAAUACGAAGCUGUCAGGUACUUGUUGGAUACGUUCAAAUUCACCAACCUCUUAAACUUCCCCGACAAAAACGGCAACACCAUCUUGCAUCUUGCAACCACCGGAAAACUCACCGCAAUGGUUACAUACCUAGUCAACAAGACAAAUCUCGACGUCAACGCUCUGAAUCAGAAAGGUUUCACAGCACUUGACGUUGUGGAGGCUAAUGGUAGUAGCUCCGGUGCUCUUCAGCUUAUACCCACAUUACAGGAAGCCGGUGGUCAGAGAUGUGACCAAUUGCCACCGUCUCCACCAAAUAUUAAACGUCUCACCCAAAACAAUCCUGAAAUAUCAAUUUUAGAUGAAAGAAGACCACCUCCUUCUUCCAUUACCAUGGCUCUGGGUUCUCAUCCUGCCAAUCUGCAUCACCGCCACCAUCGGCGGCAACACCAUAGUGACCACAGAGAAAAGCAACAUGAGCUCCACUUUGGAGGCCUGAGAAAUGCUAGAAACACUAUAACACUUGUGGCUGUUCUAAUAGCCACUGUGACAUUCGUUGCCGGCGUCAACCCUCCAGGCGGCGUUCACCAAAGCGAAGGACCGCUGAGAGGAAAUUCAAUGGUUGGAAGGAAUACUGCUUUCAAGGUCUUCAUGGUUUGCAACAAUGUGGCAUUGUUCUCUUCAGUGGGAAUAGUGAUCGUCCUGGUCAGUGUCAUUCCCUUUCGAAGGAAAUCGAUGAUGAAUCUUCUAAUGGUUACCCACAAGGUGAUGUGGGUUUCGGUAUCGUUCAUGGCUGCGGCUUACAUAGCAGCUAUGUGGGUGGAGAUACCAAAUGGCAAGGGGACGAGGUGGGUUCUGGUGGCUUUACUGUCGAUUGGAGGAGGGUGUGUGAUGUCCAUCUUUGUGGGACUUAUGGUAACAUUAACAAGGCAUUGGUUGAGGAAAUUAGAAUGGAGAAAGGAGAGAGAGAUGAGGAAGAAGGAGAGCCCUCACAGUAGCAUAAGUCGUGUGGAAGAGGAGCUAUGUUACUACAAGAGGAAAGGCACCUCUUACUCUAGUAACUCUGAUAUUGAGAGCUCGGAGAAGGAAGGUAUACACCCAGUUUAACAACAACUCUGUUAUUGAGAAGAGUCCGAAUCAGGUUCUCAUACCUAUGGUGCCUGAUCCACACUUGGAUUCCACUUAAUCUCUCUUCUUCUUUUAAUUGCUCUUCACUUUGAGUGGAAUCCAGGUGUGAAUCAGGCAUAUGUUAGUUAAUUUGAAUUAGUUUGUAUAGUGUAAGGGAGUUGUAAUAUCUUUGGUAAAUGGUAAGCGAGGGUGAAUACUUUAUGAGAGGUGUAAUGCAAAAAUUGUAGGAGUAGCUGUU
Molecule: messenger RNA, 2198 nt
Organism: Macadamia integrifolia
Lineage: Eukaryota; Viridiplantae; Streptophyta; Magnoliopsida; Proteales; Proteaceae
Product: ankyrin repeat-containing protein ITN1-like
Exons: 3
Coding region: 98-1939 (613 amino acids)
Cellular component (GO): plasma membrane
Molecular function (GO): protein phosphatase regulator activity; protein phosphatase 1 binding
Source: RefSeq, a predicted model, not a curated record